This is a messenger RNA of Cynoglossus semilaevis (tongue sole), 2373 nucleotides long. RefSeq names its product methylenetetrahydrofolate reductase (NAD(P)H) (gene mthfr). Lineage: Eukaryota; Metazoa; Chordata; Actinopteri; Pleuronectiformes; Cynoglossidae. Bases 268 to 2262 code for a protein of 664 amino acids. Gene Ontology annotation, biological process: tetrahydrofolate interconversion. The transcript has 15 exons. Gene Ontology annotation, cellular component: cytosol. Gene Ontology annotation, molecular function: methylenetetrahydrofolate reductase [NAD(P)H] activity; FAD binding. The record is from RefSeq and is a predicted model, not a curated record.
ACUGAUGAACCAGAGGUUUGAUACAUUACAUCAAUCGUCCUUUACCUCCAGCCACACUGAAUAUAACUCCAGUAGCUUUGCAGAGAAAAGCUCGCAGACGGACAAUUCCUGGAAUUUUCACCCCAUUCAGGGUUUUCCGACGUCACGUAAACGCAACACGUUGCUGUCUUGUAGCUUCGGUCUGAGUGUGCUGCUUUCAAGCUGGGACUGUCCUAGAUGAGGAGCUGUCGAAGAAUACUAUCGACCGGACCUGUAUAAAUUGCUAUCAUGGUGAACCAGGUGCAGCAAGGUGAUGGUAGCUGGCAGCUUUGCAAGGCAGACCCCAGUGGGAGCAGCAGCAGCGGGGCAAGCUCCAGGGAGAGCUCCAGAUGUUCCACACCAGUGCUGGACUCAGAUGGUUCUCACAGGCUGCGUGACAAGAUGCGAAGGAGGAUUGAGUCUGGAGAUCAUUGGUUCUCUCUGGAGUUUUUUCCUCCUCGCACAGCCAGCGGAGCUGUCAAUCUCAUAUCAAGAUUUGAUAGAAUGGGUGCUGGUGGCCCUAUGUUUAUAGACAUUACCUGGCAUCCAGCAGGAGAUCCAGGCUCAGACAAGGAAACAUCCUCAAUGAUGAUUGCCAGUACAGCAGUCAACUAUUGUGGUCUAGAGAGCAUCCUCCAUCUGACUUGCUGCAACCAGACCAAAGAGAAGAUCACAGGCUAUCUGGCCAAAGCCAAACGCCUUGGACUGAAGAACAUCAUGGCACUGAGGGGAGACCCAGUGGGAUCAGACUGGGAGGAAGAAGAAGGAGGCUUCAACUAUGCUGUCGACCUUGUAAAACACAUCCGCUCAGAGUUUGAGGAGUACUUUGACAUUUGUGUUGCAGGCUAUCCCACAGGUCAUCCUGAGGCAGAAAGCUACCAGAACGAUCUCCAGCACCUAAAAGAAAAGGUGGAGGCGGGAGCAGACUUUGUUAUCACUCAGCUCUUUUUCAGGGCAGAGUCAUUCCUGAAGUUUUUGGAUGACUGCAGAGCUAUCGGAAUCACCUGUCCAAUCCUACCUGGAAUCUUCCCCAUUCAGGGUUACCAGUCCCUGCGUCAGCUUGUCAAACUAUCCAAACUGGAGGUACCGGAGGAGAUCACCAAGGUCAUCGAGCCCAUCAAAGACAACGAUGCUGCCAUUCGUAAUUAUGGGAUCCAGCAGGCUGUGGAGAUGUGCCGUGUGCUGCUGGACAGUGGCAAAGUGCCAGGCGUCCACUUCUACACUCUGAAUAGAGAGGUGGCCACCAUGGAGGUCCUCCGGCAGCUGGGUCUGUGGGUAGAAGACCCGAGGCGUCCUCUUCCGUGGGCAGUGAGCGCUCAUCCCAAAAGGAAAGUAGAAGAUGUUCGACCCAUCUUCUGGGCCUCCAGGCCCAAGAGCUACAUCUACAGAACCCAGGACUGGGAUGACUUCCCAAAUGGAAGAUGGGGAAACUCCUCUUCUCCAGCAUUUGGGGAACUGAACGAUUAUUACCUGUUCUACUUGAAGAGUAAGUCGUCUAAAGACGCUCUGCUGCAGAUGUGGGGAGAGGAGCUGAAGAACGAAAAGAGCGUCUUUGAGGUUUUCACCAACUACAUCACAGGGCAAGCCAACCCCAGUGGACACAAGGUGAUGUGUUUGCCGUGGAAUGACGAGCCCCUGGCUCCCGAGACAAACCUUCUGCAGGAUGAGCUGGAGAGGGUUAAUAAACGAGGAGUUCUCACCAUUAACUCCCAACCCAGCAUUAACGGAAAACCCUCCACAGAUCCCAUAGUAGGAUGGGGUCCUGCAGGAGGCUACGUUUUUCAAAAGGCCUACCUGGAAUUCUUCACUUCCAGUGAAAAUGUGACAGCUCUCCUCAAAGUGCUGAAGAAGUAUGAACCUCGCGUCAACUACCACAUCGUUAACGUGCAUGGUCAUAAUCUGACCAAUGCUGCCGACAUGCAACCUAACGCAGUAACGUGGGGGAUUUUUCCUGGCAGAGAGAUUGUUCAGCCUACUGUGGUGGAUCCAGUCAGUUUUAUGUUCUGGAAGGAUGAAGCUUUCGCCUUGUGGAUUGAGCAGUGGGCCAAACUCUACGAAGACGAGUCUCCGUCACGGAUGAUCAUCAAGUAUAUUCACGACAACUACUUCCUGGUCAACCUAGUGGACAAUGAUUUCCCUCUGGAAAACUGUCUGUGGCAGGUCAUAGAAGACAUGUUUGAGACGCUGGAUGCUCCUCCUGAACCUACGGAAGACAAUGCUUACCAAAAUACUGCGACACCAUAGGAAAACCAAGCGGAGCAGGUUCGGAAAGGGAAUUCAAUACAAACUCCAGUUUUGGUAAAAAUGUGGAACUUUACACUAAAAUGAACUUCAUAUGAAACUGUGUAAUACAAC